This is a messenger RNA of Xenia sp. Carnegie-2017, 566 nucleotides long. RefSeq lists its product as uncharacterized. The coding region runs from base 117 to 566 and encodes 149 amino acids. Gene Ontology annotation, molecular function: protein binding. The transcript has 3 exons. Lineage: Eukaryota; Metazoa; Cnidaria; Anthozoa; Malacalcyonacea; Xeniidae. The record is from RefSeq and is a predicted model, not a curated record.
UAGGGAAGAAAGAUUUGAGUAAAAUAUUUAUUGUGUACUUAAGGGAUGGAAAUUUGUUUAGUCCACUUCACAUUGCUGCGUUCAAAGGACAUCUUAAUAUUGUUGAAUUGUUGGUGAUGUUCAAACCUUCCAUGAUCGAUUGGGAAAAUAAAUACAAACGAACAGCAUUGCUUACAGCAGCUGUGAAAGGCAAAGCAGAUGUUGUGAAGUAUUUGCUAGAUAGCCUGGCGGCAAUUACAGAAGAUUAUGAGUUCUUUAACUGCUUGGAUUGGGCCAUCAUAAAUGACGAUACAAAAAGCGCUAUGGUAAUGAUGUGUCAUGAUAGAUGGAAAGAGAUUAUUUUCAAGACAAAAAAUGGUACAGAAGGAACGAUGGCGAAGUUGGUUUCUAAGAAUAUGUCCGAAGUGGCGUAUCGAGCUCUUUCUAACAGCAUGAAUACCACAGGACACCCAGAGAGUAUUGACCAUUUGGUUGCAUACGACUUUUUCUGUUUACAAAAUGCAGUUACAAACAAGAGGGUAAAAACUCAAGCCAUUUACCGCCAUCAAAGCGAUGUUGCGAAAUAG